AUGCGAGUCAAGAAGGUUGCUCGUGCCGCCUAUGACUUUGACGGUACAAACGAAGGAGAAUUGAGCAAUGUCAAAGAAGGUGAUUUCCUGCUCAUUCUGGACGAUGGAACCGACGACGAUUGGGUCACUGCUAGGCAUCGAUCCCAGGACGCAUUCUCGGACUCAUCCACAGGCUUGCUUCCCUCAAAUUAUGUCGAAGAUGCUCAACCCGUCGUUACAUGGAAGUCAAUAUAUGAUUAUCAGGCUAGAACAGAAGACGAAAUAUCCUUCCCGGAAGCCGCUACUAUAGAGAUAUUCGAACGAAAUGAUCCUGAGUGGUGGCUCGCAAGAUAUCACGAUGAAGUCGGUCUUGUUCCUGCCACCUAUGUCUCAGAGGACGGAAAUCCUGAGCCUGAAGACGAAUAUGGCGUAGAAGCAGAUUACGUGCCAGAAGAAGAGGAAGAACAAGGGCAAGACGAGCCUGAAGUUGAUCGAACGCAAGAAGCGGCUGCUCAAAGAGCUGCGUUCUUGACCGCUAUUGAGCCACUAGGCCCUCCAAAAGCACCAGGAGGUUCGAAAAGCACACCAAAAGCUGCAAGACCACCCCCAACUCCUCCGGCUGAGACAGGGCCAGCACUCAUGUAUUAUCCCGUCACGGUGGACGAGAAGAAGAUCAAGAAAAAACGUAAUGGUCUGGUCGGAUUGGAUACAGAUACCCUAUACUUUGUCACUGAGAAGGACAAGGGUGUCUUGAACAAAUGGUCAUUAAAGGAGGUGCUCAAGACAGCAUUGAAGGGAAAGAGAUUGACAGUCGACUUUGACGGCGAAUCCAUCGUCAUUGAAGGCGACAAGUUGGAGCUACAGACAAUCAACAAGAAGCUAGAAGACUUCAAUCGUGCUAGCAAGAUAUCACGACCCAUGCAUGUAACAUUAAUGGACUCGGGUGGACAUGGUCCACCAAUUAUGGAUUUGCCAUCACGACCAACAGGUUCUGGUCCUAAAAUGGCUGUAGCUUUAUAUGAUUACACUGCUCAGACAGAUGAAGAACUGGACAUUCAAGAGAACGAUAAUCUCAUGGUACUAGAUGACUCUGAUCCAGAAUGGAUUAAGGUUAGAAUCAUAAGUAAAGGCGGUAGAGCUGGAGAAGGUCUUGUGCCAUUCAACUACAUUGAGAGCAAACAACGAUCAGACGAUGGUGCAGGAUCGAUGCCAACCCCACCAACCAUGCCCAUUGGAUUACCUGCACGGCCUCAAGUAUCACCUCCAACUCGACCUGCUAUGCCUCAACGCCCUCGAAUGGAGGCCCCAGCUGCAGCUCCUCCUCCAGCCAUGGCUCCACGUCCUGCUGCACGACCUGGCGCCAAAUCAAUUGAUGAUUCAACAGAUAAACCCAAUCCUGGUAACGUCAGAUCAUGGACAGACAAGACUGGUAGCUUCAAAGUCGAAGCUGAAUUCUUAUCUGUCAUUGACGGAAAAGUCCAGCUGCACAAAGUCAACGGAGUCAAGAUUGCAGUACCACUGGAAAAGUUAGAUUCUAAAGAUAUAGCAUUUAUACAAACUAUGACUGGCGAAGAAGUCAGUGUCCCAUCAGGUGACGCUCCACCUUUACCACCCCGAGGAACCUCUGUAAAUCCCAUAUAUAAUCCAUCUGCCGGUCCAUCUUCAGGACCUAGAUUACCACCUCGUGGUGGUGACGCCUCAAACGGCCCAUCUAUGGUACCAUCCUCCAGCUCCUCCACCUAUGGUCGUGAUUCUCCUAGUCCGGCAAUGGGACCUGGAGCUAGUUACUCUUAUAAUGGAUUCAAUUGGAGAAAUUUCUUGGUACAAGCUGGUAUUGGAUUAGGGGAUUCAGAAAAGUAUGCUGCACGAUUUGUAUCCGAGAGAUUGGACAAGUCCAUCUUGCAGGAUGUAGAUCGUGAGACCUUCAAAGCUUUAGGAGUCACUGAAGGUGAUAUCAUACGUAUACGAAAGCACGCACCAUUGUCGUCAGAAGCCUCUGUGCGAGAAAACAAGAUCUUGUCGAAGGAGGAUGCUGCAUUUGCUAGACGGCUUGCUGAUGAUGAAUCUCGCCAAAAGCCAAUGGAUCCAAAGAAACGAGCCGAAUUGGAAAAGGCUGAUGAAGAGUUUGCUCGAAAAUUGCAAGCUCAGGAGAUGGGUGUACCUAUGAGUGCUUUGGACUCUGGGUUCAAGAGGAAUACACCUGCUUCUCCAGCCAGCAACCAUUUCAACCCAUCGUUUAAUAUUCCACAACCAUCAGCAGUCUCCAUUGCUCCUGUUGGAGCACCACGUCGAGUAUCUGAAAACAAACCGAGUAAUGUUGUGGAUGAAGCCAAGAUAUUGGCAGCAUCCAAAGUAUUAUCCACGACCGUCGACCCAUCAACUGUCAAGAAGAGCACAGCAGUCGCGCUCAGAUCAAAGGGCGACGAAGACCUUUCAUGGACUGAACAAGUAGCAAUUCAACAAUCACUCAAGGAUUCAGAGCUCCAAAAGAAACUCGAUGAGGCUAAAUCCGACGAUGCUAGAUAUAGAGCCGAGCAAAAGAGCAAACCAACCUCCCGCAAAUAUCUGACCGAUACAUCCAAUAUCGAAUUCAACCCCUCAACUGGUCUAAGCGGUACAGGCCUCACGAAUUCCAGGUUGCUGACUGGAUCCACCAAUUACGGUACCGAUAUGAACCUGCCUACCAUGAAUACCAGCAGCACCAGUAGUAGCAGCAGUGGCUUUGGAAGCUCUGGUAUGAGUAAUAUGGGCAAUAUGGGCACAUCAUAUGGUGGAAACGCUAGUCUGAUGGCUGGUGGAUUUGAAGGUCGAGCUGGUACUUUAGGAGGAAACUCAUAUGGAGCUCCACCACCUAUGCCUCCGCUAUCAACGAAACCUACUGGGUUACAAGCUCCAUUAAUUGCUACUCCCUCGAGUGCCCUAGUACUAGGUGGCACGAAUUUCGGAAGUAGUAAUUUUGGAACAACAGGAAUGGGAGGAUUUGAUUCGAGUAUGGGAAUGGGCUCGAAUUUUGGGAUGGGAUCCACUAUGGGAUCUGGAAUGUCUAGUCUGAGUACUGGACCCAUGGGAAACAAUGCGUCUUUGGACAAGUACGCAGCACUACUCAGUGUCGUUGAUCCAGGCUCUUUCAGCUCUGGACUCUCUGGAGGUCCACCUGCCACAAAUUUGAUUCCUCCCAGUCUCAGCAACCUCAACACUCCCGUAUUCGCCACAUCAUCAUCCACCACUAUGGGAACUAUCGGUCCUGGUGGCAUCAGCAGUUUCACCAAUACCAAUCCAGGCUCGUAUAAUGUGGGAAUGAACCCCAACAUGGGCAUGAACACCACUAUGGGAAUGAACCCAAACAUGGGCAUGAAUAGUAAUAUGGGCAUGAGCAGCAAUAUGGGUAUGAACAACCCAAACAUGGGGAUGAAUCCCACUAUGGGAAUGACACCCAAUAUGGGCAUGAAUACCAACAUGGGGAUGAACUCCAAUAUGGGAAUGAAUCCUGGUAUGGGGAUGAAUCCAGGAAUGGGAAACAUGGGGAUGAAUACCAACAAUAUGGGAAUGAAUCCUAAUAUGGGUGGCAUGAAUCCCAUGGGAAUGAACCCGAAUAUGGGGAUGAAUAAUAAUAUGACUGGGUUUGGUGGAAUGGCUGGACAGCCUGGAUUCAACAAUCCCAAUGUUAGACCUAAUCAAUAUGGGUAUUGA
Synchytrium microbalum is the source of this 3669-nucleotide messenger RNA. RefSeq lists its product as uncharacterized. The transcript is spliced from 14 exons. NCBI's taxonomy places the organism in Eukaryota, Fungi, Chytridiomycota, Chytridiomycetes, Synchytriales, Synchytriaceae. Gene Ontology annotation, molecular function: identical protein binding; ubiquitin binding; protein-macromolecule adaptor activity. The record is from RefSeq and is a predicted model, not a curated record. Bases 1 to 3669 code for a protein of 1222 amino acids.